Molecule: messenger RNA, 663 nt
Organism: Myotis brandtii (Brandt's bat)
Lineage: Eukaryota; Metazoa; Chordata; Mammalia; Chiroptera; Vespertilionidae
Product: immunoglobulin omega chain-like
Exons: 4
Coding region: 1-663 (220 amino acids)
Biological process (GO): immunoglobulin production; immune response
Source: RefSeq, a predicted model, not a curated record
AUGGGUCAUGUCCGGGAGCAGGAGGCCCAUGAGGAGUGUGGGUGCAUCGGGACGGCCCCCGGGAGGGGCCUGGACACCGUGAGCGGGAACGUCUGUAACAGCAGCCACAUCAGCUCCACAGCAGAGAGGAUAAGACAGGAGCUGCAGGGCCAGGGCCAGCUGGGCAGCCGCAGGCAGCACUCAGGACCUCCCGCCAUGGCCUGGCUUCCCCUCUACCUCCUGCCCCUCGUCGUCUCCACAGGUCUCUGUGCUGCUCCUGUGCUCACCCAGCCCCCAUCUGCCUCUGCCGCCCCGGGGGCCUCGGCCAAGCUCACCUGCACCCUGAGCCAGGAGUACAGCACCUACACUAUUCACUGGUAUCACCAGAGACCAGGACAGGCCCCUCGGUACAUCAUGUAUCUUACGAGUUCUGGAAGCCAGGGCAAGGGGGCCGGGAUCCCCGAUCGCUUCUCAGGCUCCAGCUCUGGGGCCGACCGCUACUUAACCAUCUCCAGCAUCCAGUCUGAGGACGAGGCUGAGUACAUCUGUGGUGCAGACUAUAGCAUUAGUGGCCAAUACGGGUUCCACAGUGACACACACAAACGGGAAGGCUGCAGUGACUUUGCCCCAAACGAGGCCCCACAGGUCCCUCUGCAGGACGGGUUCCCACCCCUCACCCUGUAG